Messenger RNA from Alternaria novae-zelandiae, 1227 nucleotides. RefSeq lists its product as uncharacterized. The transcript has 2 exons. The coding region runs from base 1 to 1227 and encodes 408 amino acids. The record is from RefSeq and is a predicted model, not a curated record. Lineage: Eukaryota; Fungi; Ascomycota; Dothideomycetes; Pleosporales; Pleosporaceae.
AUGUACCGCGAAGUACCAACCCAAGCAACAGCUAUCGAUACCGCCUCGACCACGGCUGUGCUGUCAUCAGCGCCAGAAGAGCCGAGCGCGCCUACGCUUAACGAAGAGACGAUCUCCGCCCGUUCCGCUGCUCAAGCUGCAGAAGACACACUAUCGGAUGAGGAGUUGAGGGAUCUUCGGCCGCUUCGUCAGCAAUCGACACGUCUUCUCUGCAUCAACGAAGACUUUCGCUUUAAAACUCUAGUCGGCUUGUACUGCGCUCUCAAGUGGAGGAAUCCGGCUCAAUCAUCAUCCCGGACCCGCCUUCCCGAGAGCCAGCUGAUCGAUAUGGCGCGCUAUGCAGAAUUCGACAUUCUUCGAGGCAUAGAUCGAAGGAUUGUAAGGAGGCAAAUGGCUUCAGCCCCAUCGCUCAUACUCAACGAGUACUCAACAGGUCGACAGGAGAUGUGGCACAACUACAUGUAUAGCAGCAACUUCUCCACGCUGAUCCAUAGAUAUCAGAAGUCGGUGCGUGAUAUCUUGAGGCAGCGUAGACGAGUCACCCGGUCGCGGUCUCCUCAGCAAAUGGUAGCUUUCGUCACCGUUCCUCGUGGCCGUUCUGGAUACCGCUAUCGAUCGGCGUCAAGGUCUUCGAGCGCUGACCAUGGCGGCAAUGCACCGGUGACUGGUUUGGAUCAGGGCGUGAACCAGCCGGCGACAAGUAACAGCGACUUCUCUUUCCCGAGAGCUCCUACACGGGUUUCCUUCUCGAUGGCACCUGGUUCGCUCGUGGCGUAUAGCGAUAUGCUUAUGGAGGCUGAUUUGGCCCUCCUCAGAGAGCCCACGUCGGCCAAGCCAUACAAUAUCAAGCUCGCCAAUGAACUUCGCGGCGGUACCCUCGUCGAGUUCUACGACAAGCUCGUGGAGGCCAACAGCUUGGUAUCUCGCCUCAAGCACGACGAAGACCUUCAGCAUGCGCUUACUGAAGUCUACCAAAGAACGGGCAUAGCGCCGUUCUGGACCGAUUACCUACCGCUUGAUACUCAGGAGCUGAUGAGGCUAACGAAGCAAAUCGAAGACGAUGCUUUUCGCCGCCUGCUAAUGGACGUGCGAAGUGGGAAAGCCGAGGUUUCCCACGAAAAUGCGUACAUUCGAUUGACGGCGAGGUACCGUCCGGGAACAGAUGCUAUGGGUCUUAUGGAGUUUGCAGGCAAGGCUGCGAAGUUUCUCGACCGGACGGAGACGUAG